This is a messenger RNA of Osmerus eperlanus (European smelt), 3409 nucleotides long. RefSeq names its product early growth response 1 (gene egr1). Bases 513 to 2054 code for a protein of 513 amino acids. Lineage: Eukaryota; Metazoa; Chordata; Actinopteri; Osmeriformes; Osmeridae. The record is from RefSeq and is a predicted model, not a curated record. Gene Ontology annotation, molecular function: RNA polymerase II cis-regulatory region sequence-specific DNA binding; DNA-binding transcription factor activity, RNA polymerase II-specific. Gene Ontology annotation, biological process: regulation of transcription by RNA polymerase II. The transcript is spliced from 2 exons.
UCUCAGAGCCUACAACGGCAACUGUCAGAGCAGCGAGACAGAGACACAGAUAGCGCCCUAACUCAGACACAGCACACACAUUCACACAAGUCAAAGUGAAUUAAAAAACAACAACAACAACAACAAGUUCAAUCCAAGAAGGGCAAAACGUCAUUUGAUCAAAUCAGUUCAGAGAAGAAAAAAAAAAAGCUAAUCAAAAUAAAUCAAUUUAUGAUUCAUUUUGAUUCAUUGUAGGGAAUGAGUAAGACGGGCGAUUUUGUUCUCAAUCUUCUUUUUUGAAACAAGACAAGUGGAUUUUCUACUCAGCUUCUCUGGAAAACAGAAGAAAAAGCAAGACGCCAGGAGAAGAGCAGAGCAGAGGAGAGAGAGAGGAUACGAGAGCCAUUCAGCGACAGUGACUACUGAGUCUACUGAGCUGGACUGGUGAUCCCAUCCUCCCAUACACCUGCAAGAGGCUGCCUCUACCCCAGCGCACACCCAGCCUCCCUGCUCUCCUCUCCAGCCCCAGAAGAAUGGCUGCAGCCAAGACAGAGAUGCUCCUUCCAGCCCUGCAGAUCUCAGACCCACUCAGCUUUCCACACUCGCCCAUGGACAACUACCCCAAGCUGGAGGAGAUGAUGAUGCUCAGCUCCGCAGGGACCCCCUUCCUCACAGCCUCCGCGCCCGAAGGAGCAGGCUUCGGCUCUGGGGAGCCGGGAGAACAGUAUGACCACCUUGCUGGAGACACGUUACCAGAGAUCUCUCUUAACUGUGAGAAGUCUAUGGCUGAACAGACCUACUCCACCCAGAGGCUCCCUCCCCUGUCCUACACCGGACGCUUCACCCUCGAACCUGCCACGAACUGCAGCAACAGCCUGUGGGCGGAGCCCCUCUUCAGCCUGGUCAGCGGAUUGGUCGGCAUCAACCCCCCCUCUUCCAGCUCCGCCUCUUCCUCCUCUUCCUCAUCGCAGACGAUCUCCACCUCCUCCUCCUCCUCCCUCCCCCCGUCCUCCUCCUCCUCCUCGUCCCAGAGCUGCUCCGUGCACCACAGUGAGCCCAACCCCAUCUACUCUGCCGCCCCCACCUACUCCUCCUCCACCCCUGACCUCUUCCCAGACCAAGGCCAGGGCUUCCCCAGCCCUGCCGGGGGCUCCCUCCAGUACCCCCCUCCCGCCUACCCCAACGGCAAGACCUGCAGCUCCAGCUUCCCGGUGCCCAUGAUCCCAGACUACCUGUUCCCCCAGCAGCAGGGCGAGGUGAGCCUGGUGGCACCCGACCAGAAGCCCUUCCAGAGCCAGUCGGGCCAGCCGUCCCUCACGCCGCUCUCCACCAUCAAGGCCUUCGCCACGCAGACCGGCUCCCAGGACCUGAAGAGCGUGUACCAGUCCCAGCUCAUCAAGCCCAGCCGCAUGCGUAAAUACCCCACGCGGCCCAGCAAGACGCCUCCCCACGAGCGCCCGUACGCCUGCCCCGUGGAGACGUGCGACCGGCGCUUCUCGCGCUCCGACGAGCUGACGCGUCACAUCCGCAUCCACACGGGCCAGAAGCCGUUCCAGUGCCGCAUCUGCAUGCGCAACUUCAGCCGCAGCGACCACCUGACCACGCACAUCCGCACGCACACCGGCGAGAAGCCUUUCGCCUGCGAGAUCUGCGGACGCAAGUUCGCCCGCAGCGACGAGAGGAAGAGGCACACCAAGAUCCACCUGAGGCAGAAGGACAAGAAGGCGGAGAAGGGAGUCGCCUCCGGUUGCGCCGUGGUGGUCUCCGUGGCGCCUGUGUCCGUCUCCUCCCCCGUCUCCUCCUCCUACCCUUCCCCCAUCACCUCCUACCCCUCUCCGGUCUCCUCCUACCCCUCCCCGGUCACCUCCUGCUACUCUUCUCCAGUCCACACCUCCUACCCCUCUCCCUCCAUCGCCACCACCUACCCCUCCGUCUCUAUGUCGAGCUCCUUCCAGUCUCAGGUGGCCUCCUCCUUCUCCUCCUCCGUGGCCUCCAACAUCUACAGUUCCCCGGUCCCCACCCCGCUCUCAGACAUGCAGAGCACACUCUCCCCGCGAACCAUCGAGAUCUGCUGAGCCAGAGAGACAGGCACUCAGAGAGACAGGGUCAUGGAGAGAGACAAGACUUUGUUUAAAGAUCUCUCCUCCCUCCCCUCUGUUCUCUCGGACGGUUGAAAGGGCGAAGUCAGAAUCAAAAGACUUGAUUCUGAGGCACUUUUCUGCCUCCACGCAGUGUUCAGCAAGUCAGAAUUUGUUGGAAGAAGCGAGACAGAGAGAGAAAUGAAACACGUCAGGGACGGGGCACAGACAAUAGAGGACACAAAGGGAGUUUUUUCUCCUUUUUCUCUCUCUGAAAAACAAACGCAGCUACUUUAGAUGAGGGAACAUCAGAGAACUUGGAGAAAGUCGGAGAGUAGAAACAGGCAUGACAGGUCUCUGCCAUACAAUACUAUCGAACACACACACACAACCUGACAAACACACGCAAACAGCAAACAUUGCCAGUCUAGUUUCAGUGCCAAGGCACACUCACCCUCUGUUGCAGUUAAUCCCAGUUGAAGAAACAUUGAAUGAUUUACAUUAGCAGCUGUAUGUGUAUAAAGUACAUGUGUGCCAUGUUUCCUAAUUUAAUAAUUUUGGGGGGUACCAUUGAUGUGAAAACUUAUUUGCAUUGUAUUUUUUUCAGUGAGCAGGGCCAUCAUUUCUAAAACGCUUUUCUUAUAACGACGUAGUGAAGAUGCCGUGGUGAUGUUCUGACUUUGUUUGACAAAAAAAGCACUUAAGUAUUCAACAAGCAUGAGUAAGAGUGAUGUUGGUUUCUUAUGAUUUUGUAAAUAUCAUUCACUGGUACUUUAUCUCUUUCUCACAUGUGACAUUUUCCUCUGUUAUAUAGAAUUAAUAGAAAAGAAAAAAAACUACAAAAAAACAAAAACAAGACAAGUCGAUCCUGUUUCUGGUGCCUUUUGUGACGCGCUGCUGAAGCUGAGAGCGAGCGCUACGCAGAGGAUGCGCUGCGUCUCGCCUUAAGGGUUAGAAGGGAUAUAUUUGUUUCAGAAGCAGAAGGAAAUUGGAGAGAGAGAGAAAGAGAACGAGAGAGAGGAGAGCACUGCUUCAUUUCAUUUAGAAUGUAAGCAAAAAAAAGGGAGAUUAUUAUAUUUUUGUAAAACUGAAAAAUGUAAAUAUCCACACCUUCAAUUGAAAUGGUGAAGUUACCUACUGAGUAGGGAUUAUUGUGUUUUGUAUGUUAUAUACAUGCGGUUCAUUAUUUUGUGUUUUUAUCUUUAUUUUGUAUUUGUGUUUGUCCAACCAAGUCACUGUUUCUGGCUUUAUGAACACAUUUGAAUGCGCUUAACUGCCAAUGGGAUAUUUGGUGUAUAACAAGAUAUCCUCCCAGAAAUGAAAUAUAAAUAAAAUAUAAAUAUAUAUGUAGA